GUGUUCAGUAGAUGUUAUAUAAACGCUUUAUCAGUUUAUCGUUUGAAGCUUAUUACCGCUUCUUUUAUUAUUUUGAGGAGGAAGAAAUUCAGCGAAGAAGAAGAGAAGGAAGGGAGGGAGAGGAACCACCCUCCGCUUGCUUCUUUAGCAGGCAAUUAAGGUCCCGUUUGCUGUUGCUUUCGGUUUCGUGUUGGCAUCGGAAACCCUAAUUUCUCCCCUAAGUCCUUCCCUUUACAUCAACACCACCACGUUUCCUAAUUUCUCCUCUUUUUGAUUUUGACAGCCGAGAUUUUUCUUUUCUCACAUCAUUCUUCUGCUCCAUUUCAAAUCCUAAAGUCGCACGCCAGUCCUUCUUUCCCGUCUUCGUCUUCGUCUUGAGAACAGUCGCACCAGCAGUCUUGCCAUGGCCAAAAGCUCCUUCAAGUUGGAACAUCCUCUGGAGAGGAGGCAGGCAGAAGCUGCUCGUAUCAGAGAGAAGUAUCCUGAUAGAAUACCAGUAAUUGUGGAGAAGGCUGAAAGGAGUGACAUUCCUGACAUAGAUAAGAAAAAGUAUCUUGUUCCUGCUGAUUUGACAGUUGGGCAGUUUGUUUAUGUUGUCCGGAAGAGGAUAAAGCUUAGCGCUGAGAAGGCCAUAUUCAUCUUUGUCAAGAAUAUUUUACCGCCCACUGCUGCAAUGAUGUCUGCGAUCUAUGAGGAGAACAAGGAUGAAGAUGGUUUCCUCUACAUGACCUACAGUGGUGAGAACACAUUUGGGUUCUGACCCUGGAUUCAGUCAAAUAUAUAAUAUGUAAAUAAAGACUGAAGGAAAAGAACGCAAAACCGGUGUAAAUUCUCAGCUAUAAUCCCUUUUUCGAGAGAAACGCUUCCCAGACUGCUUGUCUCCUUGUUUUGGAGCAACGAUUAUGAAUAUCAAUCUUAAUCCAAGUAAAUUGAAUGCUUA
Nelumbo nucifera (sacred lotus) is the source of this 940-nucleotide messenger RNA. The record is from RefSeq and is a predicted model, not a curated record. Lineage: Eukaryota; Viridiplantae; Streptophyta; Magnoliopsida; Proteales; Nelumbonaceae.